Microtus oregoni (creeping vole) is the source of this 3742-nucleotide messenger RNA. It is a transcript of the gene Slc9c2, whose product is annotated as solute carrier family 9 member C2 (putative). Lineage: Eukaryota; Metazoa; Chordata; Mammalia; Rodentia; Cricetidae. The coding region runs from base 1 to 3432 and encodes 1143 amino acids. The record is from RefSeq and is a predicted model, not a curated record. Gene Ontology annotation, cellular component: membrane. The transcript is spliced from 27 exons. Gene Ontology annotation, biological process: proton transmembrane transport. Gene Ontology annotation, molecular function: sodium:proton antiporter activity.
AUGCCAAGCAACAAUUUUUCUUUCUGGGCAGCAAAAGAUGACAGCAAGCCUGACUUGCUCUGUGGGAGACCAGCCGAUUACUUUGUGGUCCAGAAGCAUUUCACAAUCAUCAUAAGUGCCAUUAUUGUUUUGGGAGGGUUUUCAAAGAUGCUUUUAAAGAAUUCCGAGGUCUUUGUCUUGAUGAUUCUCUCUGUGUCAGGAUUUGUGACAGGGCAGCUGGCUUACCAUUUUGUCGAGGUGCACCAAAUUGUUUACCCUCUUCUAAAAACACCAAGUUUUUCACUUUAUUGUUAUUUUUUACCUUUAAUUGUAUUUGUGGCUGCUUUGGACGUGGACUUUUAUAUAGUAAAGAAUGUGUUAUGGCAGGUUUUGCUGACGGGAGUGAUUAGCUUUGGGAUAGCGUUUGUCACCAUUGCGUAUGUGGUUCUGAAAUUCAACGAAGACUCGUGGGAUCUGCAGUGCUGUUUACUCUUCACCAUCACACUGUGCAUAAUAGACCCUCUCCAUUCCGUCAACUCGCUAAAAACGAUUGGCAUUUCUAAGAUGUACACGGACAUUAUCAGAGGAGAGUCGUUGAUCAUUUGUAGCUUCACAUGCAUUUUCUUUGGAAUUUUCCGGGGCCAUACAACUAAUGUUUCCAUGUUCAGGGAGUUACAUGUCAUCAUUGGACUCAGCUUUGACAUUUUUGGAAGCGCAAUAUGUGGAUAUUGGUGCACGAGAUUCAUUCGGAUUAUACUGACCGACCUUUUUAGCAACACACUGACUAACGUUGUUCUCUGUUUUUCUCUGGUGUACAUGACUUUCUACCUCGUGGAAUAUUUUGGAAUGUCAGGAAUUGUCGCUUUGGUUACAGUAGGCCUGAAUUUAGAUUCAUUAAGUUUUAAACCGAGGAUGGAGUUCAUAAUUACUAAGUUCUUAAUAAUGUGUUCAUCUGCAUAUGAACAUUUAAUAUAUGGCUUCUUUGGCAUUGUGAUUGGCUGUGGAGAAAUCAAAUAUUUCAGAUUCCACUCACUAGUUUUCACUGUCACCUUAUUUGUAACAGUGAAUUUUGCAAGGUUGCUUACUGUUCUCUUCGUGAGCCCUAUUUUGAUGCAUUCAAGUUAUGAGUAUGACUGGCGAUGGGGCGUUGUCAUCGCAUGGUCUGGCAUCAGAGGUGUUUUUAGCUUACUCCUGGCUCCAGAUAUUUAUAGUUUUUCUGAACGUAAAAUAGAGGCACCGCAUAUGUUUAUAUUCUAUAUACAAAUACUAUCAAUAUUGACAACAGGAAUAAAUUCACAUAUGAUGCUUCGAUCAGCCAAGACAUUAGGUUUGUGUGCUCUCUCCCUUCCAAGACAAAUGGCUGUUCGAAAUGCCAUUGAACACAUACAACAGAAUAUACAGAAUGCAAUAAAUUUAUUUAAAACAGAAAAAAUUUUAACAAAUGUUAACUGGAAUGUAGUAGAAGAAAAGGCAAAUAUUGGAUACAAUCCUAUUUUAAAACAGACGCACACUGUUCAGGUUUCUUCUUUUCAUGGUCCAAUAGAGGAGUCCCCAACAGAUGAAGUUUUAAUAGAAGAGGCCAGAUUGCAUGUAGCUAUAAUACAAAUGAGCAGCUUUGAAAAGCAAUGUAAUGAUGGGGUCCUUGGGGUAGAGGCGGCCCGGAUAUUAAUUGGUGCAACCAAAAGCUACUGCCCCAUCCAUGGAAAAUUCAUGAGUAUUUCUGAUGUUUCAACUUAUGUGAGAGCUAGAAGUUGGCUUAUAAAGUUUAAAAACAUGUUAACUUACUUGGAAUAUCACAAAGAAAGGAUACUUUUCACUGUACCUGGGAAUAAUAAAUUUCUGAUUUUUGUCUAUCGCAUUAUAAUUUCAGAAGAAUUUGAAUAUGCCACAUAUGUUGUAGCAGUAAUGUAUAUUUUCCCUAUGAUAAUACACAUAUGGCCAACUGCAAGAGAGCUAAAUAUAUCAGCACUGAUAUCCAUAAACUACUAUUUUAUGUUUUUAUACACAUUAGAAUCAACACUGAAGAUAAUGAUUUUAAAAAAAAAGUACUUUCUUCAGAAUUGGAAUACUUUGGAUUUUUUCAUCAUAGUUAUGGGAAUCGUUGAUAUAUUGUGCAUCUACUUUGUCAAGCUGAGACCAGACAGCUUGAUUCUGAUCCAGUUUACAGUGGUGAUAGGAUAUUUAAGAAUAAUUAGGUUUCUUCCUAUCUUUAAGAUUAUAAUACCAAUACUAAUAAAUAUUGCGGACGUACAGAUCAAGAAGAGCCUCAGUUUGAUGUACAGUAUUACAAAAGGCUAUGUCAAAAGUCAGGAAGAUGCCAAACUUUUGGUCAGGCAAAUUUCUGGUCGUGAAUCAAUCUAUCAGAAACUGUAUGACAUUUUAGAAAAAAACAAACGAGAGGCUAUUAAAGAACUAGGGCUCCUAGAGCACGAAGGACGCGAUGUUGUCAUUGCCCUGAAGACAAAGCAGGCCAUCCGCCAUGUGAUUGCUAAAGCCCUGAAAAACCUCACCUUCCUCUGGUCAAGAGGCAUCAUUGACAAGCACGAGGGCAUUGAAAUGAAUAAGGUACUUCUUACAAAAAUAAAAGCCUUGAAUAACUUUCCAAUGGCAAUCCCACCUCCAACCCCAGACAAAUACCUACCCAACAUCGUUUGGAUGGAAAAUAAAGAUGUUCUCAUUGAGUUCUUCAAGGAAAGAACUCGACUCACCUAUUUUGACUACGGCGAUAUCAUCUGUAGAGAAGGUGAAAUGCCCCAAGGAAUCUUCUUAAUUAUUUCAGGAAUGGCAAGUUUGCAUAGCUCAUCUCCCACCUUUGGGUUAGACUCAAACCGGGGGACUGACAGACAGUUCAAGACUAUGUACACAGAGUACUGUACCAGUGGAGAUGUACUUGGUGAGCUCAGCUGCUUGCUUAAGCGUGAAAUUGAAUAUACUGCCAUCUGUGAAACUACUUUGCAGGCUUUCUUCAUCUCCUUGGAGGAUUUAUAUGAAGGUUUUGAUGUCUUCUGGCCAUCUCUGGAAUAUAAAAUAUGGCUCAAGCUUGCUCUUGGUGUUGCAAAUCAGUAUUUUGAACAAGUUAUUGCUGGUGAGGAUUUAAAGUUUCAGAAGUGUGUGGUGUCCAAUUAUGCGUAUGUGGAGACUCUGUCAAGCUAUAAUGAAAUGACUCUCAAUCAUGUGGCCAUGAAAAUCGUUAUUCUUGUGUACGGCAAUGUGAUUAAUAGCAAGACAGAAGAAUCGCUUGUUGCACCCAGCAUUAUUCCUAAGUCCUGUGAUCAGAUCCAGGGAAUUUCAGAUGUAAGCAAGCUUCUGAUAAUCCUGGCAUCUGAACCUGUCAAAAAUGAUGCAGCUACCCCUGCCAUGGUCAGUGGUGAUCUUCGAACAACCAAGAAAGACUAUAACUGGAAGAGAAAAGAUGAGUUUGAAGGUGGCCAUCUCUUUAGAAAGACAAAUUAGCACGGCCGUUAUGAUGUGUGGAGUCAGGUAACGGUGGAGCUGACACCCGGCACAAACGAUGUUGACUUAGCCACUGCUUGAGCUGUCUGCCGCUGCCUUCAUUUCAAAAGCAAUCAGUGGGUGACCACAGACACUUCAGAUCUUGAGUAGUUGCAUUAUGCUUGAGAUACUCAAAAUUCUUCAGGAUAAUACACAAUUCUUUAAAAUGGAGGGAAGGAAACCUUCCCCUAGCUUAGCACAAACGGUAACAGAGUAAGUUGGCAAAUGAGGUGUGCAAUUUAUGUCGGAGUCUGAAGCGCAAUACUCGUGA